AUGUCUACUGUAAUGCUUGCCACUGCUGCAGUUUAUGUUCAUGAUGCUGAUGGACAACCUGAACGGUGUAGAGCAAUUUUGGAUUCUGGAUCUCAACUCAACUUUAUUACAUCUGCUUGUGCUCAACGAUUACGUUUAAAGAGAACAAAUGUUUCAUUGGCAAUAUCUGGCGUUGGUACCAUGUCCUCUUCCACUAUACGUUUAAUGCCAUCCACUAUAUCAUCAUUUUGUCAAAAUUACCACUCUUCAGUUGAAUUUCACUCAUUGCCAUCCAUAACUGAUAAACUUCCGUGUCAAAUGUUCGGACUUGAUCAAUUAAACAUACCUGAUAAUGUCAAAGAUAACCUAGCUGAUCCUCAACUUAAUGUACCAGGCGUUGUGGACAUAUUGUUUGGUGCUGAGGUUUUUUAUGAUAUUUUCUUGGGUGAACGUCUGCAGUUGUCGAAGCACAUUAGUAUGCACAACACAAAGCUUGGUUGGAUACUUGUUGGUAAAUUAUUUGAGAAAUCACUGGAUAAGUCAAAGGCUACAAUGCUAUCCACAACAUCUGCACUAAGUCUAUUUACUUCAAGUACCAAUGCUGAAUUCAUCGAAGAAGCUCAAGCUGAAGAGCACUUUUCAUCAACUGUCAAACGUAAUGAAUGUGGACGUUUUGUUGUAAGGUUACCAGUCAAUGAUAAGCUCAAUUUGCUUGGUGAUUCUCGGCCAAUGGCAGAAAGGAGAUUUUAUAAUUUAGAAAGAAGAUUCGGCAAAGAUGAACAAUUGGCCAAACAAUAUAACAUAUUCAUUUCUGAGUACUUAAAGUUGAACCACAUGGAACUGGCAACCACUACAGCAACUGGACCAAAGUAUUACCUACCACAUCAUCCCGUAUUCAAGGCCAAUAGCACAACUACAAAGCUUCGGGUAGUAUUUGAUGGAUCUGCAAGCACUAAGUCUGGCAUAUCACUUAAUGACAUUCUUUUAAAAGGACCAAAAGUACAAUCUGAUAUAUUCCAUAUCCUUCUGCGAUUUCGCAUUCACCAGGUAGCUAUUACAGCGGAUGUUGAAAAAAUGUACCGUCAAGUGGUAGUGGCACCAGAAGACAGGGACCUCCAGCGAAUUCUCUAUCGGAAAAGUCCUGCUGAGAAGUUACAAGAAUACAGAUUAUGUACUGUAACGUAUGGCACGAAAUCAGCCUCGUAUCUGGCUACUCGUUGCCUAGCUGAGAUAGGAAAAUGCACAGACGAUCCCAAAUUAAAUCGAGUAAUCACUCAAGACUUUUAUGUUGAUGAUCUUCUGAGUGGCGGGGCAUCUGAGGAUGAAUGUUUUCAAAUCUACAGCUCGCUAUUAACGCUUUUUAAUCCAGCUGGAUUUUCACUUCGUAAAUGGUGCUCCAAUUCAGUCAAUCUUAUCAGCCAAAUUCCCGCAGCAUGCAACGACCCAACUUUCGUAUUAAAACUCAAUGAAGACGACAUGAUUACAGCUUUAGGCCUUACGUGGCAGCCUAUUACUGAUCAAUUUCGUUUUACAUUCAAGCAUUGGUCACCACCGCCAAACAUGACAAAGCGUACAUUGUUAUCUGACAUCAACUCAGUCUAUGACCCUAUUGGACUUAUAUCACCUGUACUCAUCCUUGGAAAAAUUUUCAUUCAACAACUAUGGGGAAUGAAAAUGAACUGGGACGACAUUCUCCCAACUGAAUUGCAAUCUCGUUGGAUAAAUUUCUACAAUUCACUUCAAUCUCUGCAUGAAUUAGCCAUACCACGUAAAGUUGUCAGUACUGCGGAAUCAAAGAUCACCAUUCAUGGAUUUUGUGACGCAUCACAAGAAGCAUUUGGUGCAUGCAUUUACUUGCAUUCUACCAGUCCGAACGGUCAAGUACAAGUACAUCUCUUGGCUUCCAAAUCUCGUGUUGCUCCAAUGAAGGCUACUACCAUUCCUAGACUUGAACUGUGUGGUGCAGUAUUGCUGGCUGAACUGUUGCUUGAAGUAAAAAAUGAACUCAAUUGCUUAGGCAUACAAUUUAGUACAAAUGAUGUUCUGUUAUGGACUGAUUCAUCAAUUGUUUUGGCUUGGUUAAAAAAUGAAGUUCCCUUGCAGUCAUAUGUAGCAAACAGAGUAGCUCGAAUAUCAGACAUUACAACUUAUACACAAUGGCGCCAUGUUGGUUCCAAAGAUAAUCCUGCUGAUUUAAUUACCAGAGGCACUCACCCAUCUACUCUGCCAUCGUUGUCAAUAUGGUGGAAUGGCCCAUCUUGGUUGCUUUUAGGUAGUGACUCAUGGCCUUGUAUUCCAGAGCUACCAUCGGAAAUUCCUGAAGUUCGUCCAGUAAAAUUAGUAUUCACCAUAUCUCAGUCGUCCAAUUCUUGGUUACUGGAAAAGUAUUCGAGUUACAUGCAGCUUAUACGCAUAACAGCCUUAGUCCAAAGAUUUGUACAUAAUUGCAAAUUACGGAAACACAUGAAUCAACGUGUGACAGGUGCUUUGAGUAUACUUGACCUCAAGGUUUCCCGAGAAUUUUGGAUUCGCAAAAUUCAGUCUGAAGCUUAUCCCUUGGAGCUAAAAGCCUUAAAUUCAAGCUUACCCAUUCACCGGUCCAGCUGUUUAUUGAAGCUUAAUCCAUUCAUUGAUAACAAUGGUAUGUUACGUGUAGGGGGUCGCUUAGCUUAUGCACCAAUAAAUGAUGACUCAAAAUUUCCAAUUGUUUUGCCACCGUCAUCCACAUUCACAAAAUUGUUAUUCAAAUAUGAACACUUACGAUUAUUUCAUGUUGGUCCACAAGCACUGCUUGCACAUAUUCAAAUAAAUUACUGGCCCAUCCGUGGACGAAGUCUUGCCAGUCGUACCAUUCAUCAAUGUAUGCAAUGUUUCAGAACCAAUCCAAGAUCAAUAACACCUUUCAUGGCCCCACUACCUCGUCAACGAACCACUAUCGAUAGACCGUUUUCCCAAUGUGGAGUGGAUUUCUGCGGCCCAAUAAUGAUUCGCAGUGGUAUUCGUCGUGUGAAGAGUGAAAAGGCAUAUAUUUCUGUGUUUGUGUGCUUGGUCACACGCGCAAUUCACUUGGAGCUAGUUUCAUCUUUGACUACUGAUGCAUUUUUAGCUACGCUAACCAGAUUCAUGUCUCGCCGAGGACAGUGCAAAAACCUGUUCAGUGAUAACGGCACAAAUUUUAUUGGUGCGAAUCGCAAACUCAUGGCUCAAUUCCAGGAAAUUGCCAAGACUCAUAAAACUUCAUUGUUUCUUACUGAAAGAUCAAUUCAAUGGCAUUUCAUUCCACCCUCAGCACCUCAUUUUGGGGGUUUAUGGGAAGCUGCGGUUAAGUCUUCAAAACAGCUCCUGACUAAGAUUUCAUUAAAUGCAACAUUUACAUUUGAAGAAGCGACCACGUUACUGUGCGGAAUAGAGGGAGUAUUAAAUUCUAGACCCAUGACUCCGUUAUCCAAUGAUCCAUCGGACUGUCAAGCUUUAACACCCUCUCAUUUCCUGAUUGGUGGAAUUAUCACCCUACCACCUGAUUCAGAUCUAUCUGCAGUUCCAAUGUCAAGACUUAAAAAAUUUGAAAUGGUACAAUCUUGUAUUCAGCAAUUUUGGAAGAGAUGGUCCAGGGAAUACCUUCCCCAAUUGCAACGUAGAGGCCGUUGGAUAAAGGUAACCCGAAAUAUUAAGGUGGGUGAUCUAUGCCUUCUACGACAAGAAAAUCUUCCUCCUACAAAGUGGGCACUAGUCAGAGUUCAGGAUGUUCACCCCGGUCCUGAUGGUACUGUUAGAGUAGUCACAUUGCGCAAUUCCUCUGGCAAUGUAUUCAAACGUCCAGUUGUCAAGCUGUCACUGCUUCCAACCGAAGAAGAUGAGAGCGAAGAGCAAGCUGAUUCAUCUGUAUAA
Molecule: messenger RNA, 3867 nt
Organism: Aphis gossypii (cotton aphid)
Lineage: Eukaryota; Metazoa; Arthropoda; Insecta; Hemiptera; Aphididae
Exons: 1
Coding region: 1-3867 (1288 amino acids)
Biological process (GO): DNA integration; proteolysis
Molecular function (GO): nucleic acid binding; aspartic-type endopeptidase activity
Source: RefSeq, a predicted model, not a curated record